Messenger RNA from Bipolaris maydis ATCC 48331, 1813 nucleotides. RefSeq names its product major facilitator superfamily domain-containing protein. The record is from RefSeq and is a predicted model, not a curated record. Gene Ontology annotation, molecular function: transmembrane transporter activity. NCBI's taxonomy places the organism in Eukaryota, Fungi, Ascomycota, Dothideomycetes, Pleosporales, Pleosporaceae. Gene Ontology annotation, biological process: transmembrane transport.
AUGGCAGCCUCGACCGACAAGGACAAUUUGGCCCACCACGUCAACUCGGCAGACCACUCGCUGACUGACAGCACCGCCCUGGACCUGCCAAAGUCAUGGAAAUACCGUCGCUUCACCAUCGCCGGCUUCAAGUUGCCCUGGUUCGCCUCUCCCCCGACCCAGCUCGUCAUUGUCUCCUUCGUCUGCUUCAUGUGUCCCGGCAUGUUCAAUGCUCUCAACGGCAUGGGCGGCGGCGGCCAGCUGAAUCCCACUGCAAACAAUCGCGCAAACACGGCCCUGUACUCGACCUUUGCCGUCAUCGGCUUCUUCGCUGGCACCUUUACCAACAAGCUUGGCAUCCGCACUUCCCUGUCCUUUGGCGGCAUUGGCUACUCCAUCUACGUGGGCUCCUACCUCUGCUACAACCACACCCAGAAUCUCGGUUUCACCACUUUUGCUGGUGCCCUGCUUGGUGUAUGCGCUGGUCUGCUGUGGUGCGCCCAGGGUGCGAUUAUGAUGUCGUACCCACCCGAGGCUUCCAAGGGUCGCUACAUCUCGUGGUUCUGGAUGAUCUUCAACUUGGGCGCUGUAAUUGGUAGUUUGAUUCCCUUGGGCCAGAACAUCCACACCAAAACUGCUGGAACUGUGAAUGAUGGUACCUAUGUCGGCUUCCUGGUGCUCACCAUCAUCGGUGCCGCUCUCUCAUGGUCCCUGGUUGAUGCACGAGAUGUCAUCCGUGACGAUGGAUCCAAGGUCAUUGUCAUGAAGCACCCCUCAUGGAAGUCGGAGAUUACCGGUCUAUGGCAGACUUUCUUCACGGACCCGUACAUUGUCCUUCUUUUCCCCAUGUUCUUGGCCUCCAACUGGUUCUACACAUAUCACUUCACCGAAAUUAACGCUGCCUACUUCAACGUUCGCACACGAGCUUUGAAUGGUGUUGUCUACUACAUCAUGCAGAUCAUCGGCGCUUACAUCUUUGGCUAUGCACUUGACGUCAACGGCGUCCGCCGAACAACCCGAGCCAAAGCCGCAUGGGCUGCGCUCUUCAUCUGCGUCAUGGUCAUCUGGGGCUUUGGAUACAUGUUCCAGAAGACUUACGACCGCGCCUGGGCUGAAAAUGAGAAGAACAUGAAGAAGGAUUGGUCUGAUGCAGGCUAUGCUGGUCCCUUUGUUCUCUACAUGUUCUACGGCUUCUUUGAUGCUGCUUGGCAGACGUGUGUUUACUGGUUCAUGGGAGCUUUGACCAACAACAGCCGCAAGCUUGCCAACUUUGCAGGUUUCUACAAGGGAAUCCAAUCUGCCGGAGGUGCCAUCACCUGGCGUUUGGAUGAUUUGAAGAUCUCAUACAUGACCAUGUUUGCCUCAAACUGGGGACUCCUCGCCGGUAGUCUGUUGGUGGCCCUCCCUGUGAUCCUUUGGAAGGUUGAGGACACUACUGCGGUUGAGAAGGACCUCGACUUUACAGACGAGACAGUCGCCGAUGUCUUGCCUCAUGCGCACACUGAGUCUGCACACAUUGAGCCAGAAAAGGUUUAAUCUAGCUGUACACAGCAUGCUUAUGACUGGGGGAGAGGGGGUUAACGGGUAACGACGGGGAUUGGCGUUUGAAACUUGUUUCUUUAUGAUACCUGAAACGGAGUUGCAUUGUGUGGUUCCUCUGGUAUAUCGUUUUGCAGUCCUAGUGCCGACUUUGCAUAUGCGCCGUCCUUCAUGCGUCUAUGAGUUUCGCAUGACAUCACCUUUUUUUUCUCGAAUGUACAUAUGAUAGCAUAGCAAGAUAGGAACAAUUUAAGGAGUGGGGCAUGGUAGAUUUACCAACACACGUGUGGUGAUG